AUGGACAUAUUCGCAGUCGUUGCAGCAGAUCGAGACAACGCCGAACCGGACCAUCAACGAGACUGGACACUGGACUUCACAGGCGUGGUUCCGAGGGAUCUGUGGCUGAUCAACAAGCGAAGUCUUGAGGGUUUUGAGCAGCAGGAAGCUCUGCACAGCUAUUAUGGGCUGACGAUACUGCUUGUCGGCGCCUUGACACCCUUUGCAUUCACUCUGCUGCUCUUCUUCCCGCUGCUGCCGACGCUCUUCGCGCGGCUGAGACCGUAUGUGGUAUACCCAUCGACAUUUGGCGGUCGUCAUGUUCAACCGCUCCCGCACGGCAUCGGCAAUGCGCCAACAAUGGGUCAGGGCAUGUAUAUCGUGUUCUUCGUCAUCCUCAACGUCAUCUGCAGCGCUGUUGGUCACAAUUCAGUCCAGCCGAAUGCGUUCUACAAGAACACUAGGGAGGAGAUCAUGCUCUAUGUCGCUAAUUGCACUGGAGUCAUUGCGUUUGCGCUCCUACCUCUGGUUAUACUGUUCGCUGGCAGAAAUAAUUUCCUGCUGUGGAUCACGAACUGGAGCCAUGCGACGUACCUGCUGUUCCACCGACAUGUGGCCCGCAUUUUCAUGGUGCACUGUAUAGUGCACUCGAUUGUGGAGAUCGAGUUGUAUAGAUCGCAAGGGCUCGCGGUGGAACAAAUGAGGCUGUCAUAUUGGGUCUGGGGCGUUGUCGGGACCGUGAUGGCUUGUGCGCUGGUCGUCUUCUCCGCACGCUUGUUCAGAAGAUUGACUUACGAGGUGUUCCUGGUUCUUCAUAUCUUGAUGGCGAUUCUCUUACUGGUCGGCUGCUGGUACCACGUCGAGUUGCUCUUCAAAAGACGGUGGGGCUAUGAGUUCUGGCUGUACGCGGCAUUUGCAGUAUGGAUCUUCGACAGAGCGGCGAGAUUGCUACGGCUGGCGCAGACUGGGCCAUUGAGAGCCGAGAUGCAGGAGCUAGGUUCUUCUGGUGUUGUACGGAUCGACAUCCCUGGAGUCCGCUGGUCGUUGCAUCCGGGCCACCACGCGUACAUCUCGUGGCCAGGACUGUCCUGGUGGCGUACAUUUGGGAGCCACCCCUUCAGCGUCAUCCCUCUCAGCCAUUGCCAGCAUCCCGACGAUGAGGUUGAGUCAGCGAUCACAGCACCAUCUACAGGGUCUGGGCGAACGAGUCCCACCCUUGCAGUAAUCACAGACCUGGAAAAGGCUGUCAGCAAGAUCCGAAGCAUACCUCUCCAUACUCGACCACUCAUCCGGCCUGGCGUCCGGCUGUAUGUGAAGAAGCACAAAGGAAUCACAUCACGACUCGGUAGCGCUAGGAAUAUUCUGACGCUCUUGGAAGGUCCAUAUCGCAAUCACAGCGUAGGCGUGGCUCCCAAUGCUGGAGUGUUGGCUUGUGAUAGGUUGAUUUUGCUGGCUGGUGGCAUCGGCAUCACUGGUGUUGCUAGCUGGAUCCGCGCGCAUACCAACGUCAAGCUGUACUGGAGCGUCAGAGAAUGUGGACGGGCACUGCUCGAAGAUGUGCAGCAGAGUGGUCUCUUAGAGCCGCUAUCCAGACUGGGCCGGCUCGAAGUGAAUGUCACCGGUUCCGGGCAAAGGCGACGGGACCUGACGGAUACGAUAGAGCACGACGUGGUCGACGCUCUGCAUGACUCUCUUGUCAAGGGUGUCAAGGUCGGGGUCAUCAGUUGCGGGUCGCCAGAGUUCUGCGAUAGUGUCAGAUCUGGGGUCGUUGACAUUGGUCGGAGGGUAGGCGGACUCGUGGAACUGCAUUACAUCGAGGAGGCGUUCGGGUGGUAG
Messenger RNA from Cyphellophora attinorum, 1815 nucleotides. RefSeq names its product putative ferric transmembrane component. The record is from RefSeq and is a predicted model, not a curated record. Gene Ontology annotation, molecular function: ferric-chelate reductase activity. The transcript has a single exon. Bases 1 to 1815 code for a protein of 604 amino acids. Gene Ontology annotation, biological process: iron ion transport; intracellular iron ion homeostasis; copper ion import. NCBI's taxonomy places the organism in Eukaryota, Fungi, Ascomycota, Eurotiomycetes, Chaetothyriales, Cyphellophoraceae. Gene Ontology annotation, cellular component: plasma membrane.